AUGAAUAAGCGCAUCACGGACAUGCUCUUCUUACCGUAUCCCGGCUCGCCGUUCACGGUGCAUGUUACAUACAAUUAUGGCCAAAAGCCAAAAAAUUUAAUACCCUUAACGCCUAUCUCUUCGAUAACAAUACCAUUUCCAACGCCAUCAACCACUCCAUCAUCACAAAAUGAUCAGCGUUUGCGUGCCGUUUUCAAUCGUGAACAGAUCGCAGCAUUAGAGGAAGCAUUUCGUAGAAAUAACUUCUUACCUAAAGAGCGCAGAUGCGAACUUGCAAGGCGCAUCGGGUUGGAAGAGAAGCAGGUGAAGGAUUGGUUUCAAAAUCGUAGAGUAAAAGCGAAGCGAAACCAGCAAAUUUUAACUCAUAACGAAGCAGGUACGGAGAAUGAAGUUGUUGAUCAAAAUUAUGCUGCGAAUUCGAUGGGAGAGCCAAGAAGAAUGAGGGAAGAAAAAGAAGACGUUAUAAAUCAAAUAGUCAUGUUUUUAGAAGGAAGCGCGGAUAUUAAUAUCAAUAGAAUUGCGAUGCCACCGUUGAAUGUGUUGUUGCCACAAAUGCCACGGACAAUACAAACGUGCUUGUGUACCGAUGAUUUGGACGAUCUGCUAGAUGUAUUGAAGAAAGAAACCAGAGAAACUUACAAGUCACAACAAACAAGUCCGAUAUCGCAGUUAAAGCGGCGUAAAACCGACGACCAUGAAGAUGUGCCACCACCGCCACAGAAGAAAAAGCGAUUAGAAAUUCCUGAUCAAAGCCGGUUUUAUCCUCAACAUUUACACUGA
Molecule: messenger RNA, 780 nt
Organism: Rhagoletis zephyria (snowberry fruit fly)
Lineage: Eukaryota; Metazoa; Arthropoda; Insecta; Diptera; Tephritidae
Product: homeobox protein abdominal-A homolog
Biological process (GO): neuron differentiation; regulation of transcription by RNA polymerase II; central nervous system development
Cellular component (GO): nucleus
Molecular function (GO): DNA-binding transcription factor activity, RNA polymerase II-specific; RNA polymerase II cis-regulatory region sequence-specific DNA binding
Source: RefSeq, a predicted model, not a curated record